CAUACGAUAUGCGCCCGGCAUAACUCACCUCCUUAUUUUGGGAAAGUGUCUGCACAUGCGCACAUGACUCAGUGGCAGCCAUUGCCGAGGAGCUGCAAAACGAUAAGCAGAAGGAAGAGCUAUGCGUUUCUUAGCUUCAGAAAGCAGACUGACUGGGUGAGGGUAAUGAUCCAAUUAGAAGAACUAAAGAGGUAAACGCGACAAAGGAAAUUGUGGAAUAAAACAGUAAAAUCCGUUAAAAGAGGAAGCAUGAGUCUACCUCGACCCUCUGGGCUAAAGGCCCCAUCGAAGAUCGCACGAGCUUCUGCACUCCCGGCAACAGGAACAACUCCAAAGUCGGGCAUUCCAACGGGCAUUCCUUCAACUGCCAAAGCACAAAAAACAUUAACAAGACCAGACGCAAUAGCAAAAAGUGCCCGUGCUGCUGGGCUUACUUCGUCUUCAGCAGAGAGAUACGCUGCCGAGAUUUUACCGCUACUACGAGGCCCUGAGUCGGAUAGUAGCAGCAUCAUAAUUGGUGAUGAUUUCAGAAUUGGUGACAGAGUUUGGGUUGGUGGAAGUAAACCAGGCAUCAUUGCUUUUAUUGGGGAUACACAGUUUGCUCCUGGCGAGUGGGCAGGUGUUGUUCUAGAUGACCCUGUCGGCAAAAAUGAUGGUAGUGUCAUGGGUAUCAGGUAUUUCCAGUGUGAGGUGAAGCGUGGGGUGUUUUCACGGUUGUCAAAACUGACAAAAACACAACAGCAGUCACAGGCCAGUGACUCUGCAAGCAAUAGUACCAGCACACAAUCUAUAAACACAGUUGCAAACCAGGCACCUGCUACAAAUGGUGUAUCUGCAUAUGGAUCAGCAGCUACAUCUCCUACAGCAAGGCCUACCACACCCAGGCUAGGGUUAGGGGGCAGCAGAGCCCCCUCCGGUUCCUCCUCAAGCCUACACAAGGCCUCACCUCCUACCUCUACUACUAACCUUCACCAGACUUCUCCAUCUCCUUCUUCUUCUUCAGCUGGUGUCAAACCUGGGCUAAAAAUUGGUGACCGAGUUUUGGUCAGUGGGUCAAAGCCAGGGGUUCUGAAGUAUGUUGGCGAGACAGACUUUGCAAAGGGUGUUUGGGCAGGAGUGGAGCUUGAUGAGGCUCUGGGAAAAAAUGAUGGUGCUGUUGCAGGCAAACGCUACUUUGACUGUAAAGCCAUGCAUGGGCUGUUUGCCCCAGUGCACAAAAUCACUAGAUUGGCUGGGGCCAUGUCACUGAGCACCCCGAGUCCUCAGUCUCGCUCACUCACUUCAGGACUUCGCUCAGCUCGUGAGCGCUCUGGCAGCCAGGAGUCGGUCAGCUCAAUCAGCUCCUCUGCCAGUAGCGUAAGCCGCAGCCGGGUAAGAUUGGGCGUAACAUCCUUGGCAAAUCAGACCAGUAAACCUGGACAAAGACCCAGCACUCUAAACCUGUCUGCUACCACUGCUGCCCUCCAGAAAGCUCUCAAGGAGAAAGAAGAACACAUAGAACAGCUUUUGCGAGAGAGGGAUCUUGAGAGGUCAGAAGUAGCUAGGGCAGCUGCUCAGGUUGAUGAGGCUGAAGUUCAGCUGACAAGCCUGCGCACAGAGCAAGAACGCUUUCGUGGUGAUGCAGAAGAGCUGAUCACUCGGCUCAAAGCCCAGAUUUCAGAUUUGGAGAAACAGAAAGAGGACCUUUCUGCCAGACUAGAGGAUGAAAAGAGGAGAGUGGAAGAUCUUCAGUUCCAGAUUGAAGAAGAAGUAAUCUGCAAAGAUGACCUCGAGACUACAAAGGAGGAAGAUGAACUUCGCAUGCGGGAACUGGAGAAAAACUAUAGCAAGGAAAAAGCAAAGGCUUCUGCCCUGGAAAAAGAAUUAGAAAUUGUAAAGUCCACAUAUGAAAAACAACAAGUGAAGCUGAAAACAGCAGAAUCAUCAGAAGCCACUUACCUUGAUCAGAUAGAGGAGCUAACACACAAAUUGUCUCAGGCUGAGAGCCGCAUCAAACAGUUUGAGACUGCACGCCUUCAAGAGGGAGCAAAGGUCAGCCAGUCGAACAUAGAACUUCAGGAGAAGAUGAACAAGAUCAAUGAGCUGGAGGACAUGGUUAAUGCCCAGCGCAAGGAACUGAAGCAUGCACAUGAUCAACUGCAGGAAGUGCAAGAAGAGCUCCUUACAAGAAAUGCUAGAUGUCAGAAGCUGGAAGAAUGUGUGGAAGAGUUGACUAACAAAGUGCAGGCAGUGGAAGUCAACCAUUCUAAAGUCAACGAUGAGUUGCGUACUGCGAAAUCAAACACGUCGGACCUCCAGAGGCAGUUGGCCGCCAAUAAGGAGAAAAAUGCAGAGUUGACAGAAGAUCGCAACAGGCUGGAACAGCAAAUAGCCGACCUGAUGAAAAACUCAGGCGAUAAUUCUAAACAGCUGUCUACCUUGAACGAACAACUUGCGGAGAAAACUAGAAGGCUAGGGGAGCUACAAAACGACUUGUUGAGCUCUUCUCAGCGAAUAGCAAAGCUUAAUGAAACUCUUGAAGAACAAUUGUGCGCCAAGGAGAAGGAGAAGGAGGGCAUUGUAUAUAAAUUUGAGGAGCAGUUGAAGUCUGUACAUAGCCAACUGGAGGAUAUGCAUGUAAAGUUAGACAAAUCACAGAUCAAGCUGACCAAGGUUAAGGAGGAAGGAGAGAAGGAGCAGAUGGAGAUGCUGAGACUAAAAGAGGCUGAGAUCCAGCAGCUGAGAGAAAGGCUGGAAGCUCAGAUGCAGGACAUGAGUAAACAGGAGCUGCAGAUGCAAGCACAUAAAGAGUACUUGGAGAAACAGAAUGCCCUGCUGGAGACCCUCAAGUUUGAGAAAGUGAAAGCAGAGAAGGCACUGAAGCGAGUGGAGGGCGAAUGGGAGUCGCUAAAUACAGAGCUGAUACAGGCACGAGUUGAUGUUAGCAAGAUGCAGUCACAGUCAUCCUUUACCGACAAGGAAGUAACACAGAUGAGAGAACAAAUUGACGAUCUGAAGGAGCAGGUGGAACGAAGCCAGCGUUACAGGCAUGAGGCUGAGAAAGAGCGAGACCACUUACUGGCAGAAAAGGAGAAACUGACUCAAGAGCGUGAGAAAACAAGAGAAGAAAGCAUGGUGCUGAAAGCAGAGAUGCAGAAGCGGGAUAUCCAGAUUGAAGAAAUUAAGAAGGAGCAUGUUUUGCAGAUGGAGAAACUGCGGCGACAGACGGAGGAAACGCGAGAGGAGUUGAUGCAGCGAUCACAGACCGAGGCCGACAUGCUGACAGAAGAACUGGAAGGAUCAAAAAAAAUAUUACAUGAGACCCAGGCCUGCCUACAGCAGAAGGAGGCUGAACUGGUUAAACUGAAAACAGAGCUAGAGCUGUCCAAGUUAAAGGCAGAGGAGAGACAGAGACUUGAAGAGCAGAAGAAAGAGUUGCUGAAAAAUGUGGAAGAACUAAAAGAAAGCCAUAGACUGCAGGUGGCUUCCCUCCAGGGUGAGAAAACAGAUUUGCUUGCCAAGGUGGAGAUCUCUGUUCAAGAGCUAAGCAAGCAACAGCAAUUCAUAGAGGAGCAAAAUAAACAGCUGCAUCAGAUCAAGGAGGAGAAGCAGAAGUUGCUAGAAGAGAAGUCAUCACUGGAAAAACUUCAGCAUGGUCACAUUGCAGAACAGCAGAAACUUGUAAAAUCCUUGACACAGCUGGAGGCUGAGCUGAUCCAAGCGAAGAAAAGCAAAGCCUUGGUAGCAAAACCUGGGGCCAGUUCUGCAGGAGAACCAGACUUUAACCAACAGCGUGAAGGAAGAGAUGCAGCAGAGAAAGAGAUCGAGUUCCUAAACUCUGUGAUUGUGGACCUGCAGCGAAAGAACCAAGAGGUAACAUUACGUCUUCAGGCUAUGGAGGAGAGUGGCAUAUGUGAUGGACUACAAGAUGGAUAUGUAGCCGUGACACCUAGCUCAAGAUCUCGACCAGCACCUCGCCUGUUCUGUGACAUAUGCGAUGAAUUUGAUCUGCACGACACUGAUGAUUGUCCCCAACAAGCGAUGUCAGACAGCCCACCACCAUCGCUGCAUCACGGAGACCGCAAAUCUCUCAGGCCCUACUGUGAGAUCUGUGAAUACUUUAUCGAUCCUGACGCCCUUGACAAACACACCCACUCUAAGAUGGCCGGAUCGUUCUUCCACCACUGCGUUGGAUUUUUCAGCGACGAAGAAAUGGACGAAGACAUUUGGAAGAGCCGGCCCCAGAAAACAAAGAUAGCAAUGGCGCCCGCUUCUCCCCAGACCACGCCAGACUCUCCAGAAGACACGAAGCACCAGUCCAAUGGUGUCGGAGGUCGUUCACGAACACCUGUCCUGGUGUUAAGUUCCGGUGAAGAGGAUGACACGCCGACAACCAUAGGUAGCCAAGGAGAGAACGAGAAAACUGUCCUGGAGGACUUGUCUCAAUCGACAUCAGAAAAGAAGUCAGAAUUGGAAGCAGACGAAGCGAGCGGCAAGGCAGACGGCGAGAAAUGGAACCCAGAGUCCCUGGAGGCCACGAGCGAUGUUGAGCAAGUCUUCGACGACGCAGCUGAUCAGCUUGUCGAGGCUCUGGCUCCGACAGAUGUUAGCCGGAUGGACUCUUCAGUUUUUGAGGGCGGAAAUUUCGAGUCGCUAGGGUUCACUUACGCGAGAUGCGAAUCUUUGGGGUUCGACGUGGAGGGAGGGAGCGGGGAGCCCUCGCUCGUUCUCUCGGCGGCGCGGAACGAUUCUGAAGGUGACCAGAAAGAAGAAGCGAAGACAAUGUCGGACGACGAGUUCAUCAUGUCCAAGGAAGAGCUGGAGGACAACGAGAAACACGAGCUUGAGCGCGAGAGCUCAGAUGAUGAGGCGAGAACCAAGAAGAACGACCUAGAACCCGAGGCAGAUUCUGCUGUCACUGAAAAACUAGCAGAGACCCCUGAUGUUGGGGAAAAAGAACAGGAGCCGAGGAAAAUAACAAAAGAAAACGCGGCAUCCGCCAAACCUGAUGACAUGGAGGCAGCGGCUUUGACCACCAAUCAGAAACCUCCACCACCUACCCCACCAACCGCAGCCACGCCAUCUUGCUCGAAACAAGGCCACGCCAAUCAACCACAGGCAACCGGUGGCGCCCCCUCGAACGAGAGGUCCGCGCAAGCGGAAGCAGCGUUGAAGGGUGACAACCCGGAAGCAGGCGGGAAGUGUGAUAAGGGGGACAAAUCCGAGGUCCAGCAGGAGAAGGCGAAGAAGAGGGCGAGCGCCGGAGCCACUUUGGGCGGCAACGAGAAGUCGGUUACCGAGAGCAGCAGCGAGAGGCCAGAGAGCUGCACCGUGUCGUAAGGUCAAGGUGGAGCCCCACGGUCGAGAGGCAUUGACCGACCUAUUUCCUGCGUCCCAUUAUUUGCCCCCAUGGAUCCUCUUGACUCGAUGUUUAGAGCUGGAUUUGUUCACAUCAGACCUUUAGAUGAGAUUGAAGACGAUGGAAAUGUUUUUUGUUGCAACCCUUUAUUGUGCCAGGGGGUGGUAAUGGUGCUGGCGAGGGAGGGGCGAGAGUGCCACACCUCGACUGCGCAUGAACUGCGCUGAAUACCCGAGAAUUUAUUCCGCAGCCACUCGUCUGUUGAGUUUUCAGUUACUACAACCAAUAUGUCGACUGUUCUGGCGGAAGAUUAAAUCUUGCCGCAGACAUUUAGACAUACCUUCAAACACGACCAUUUAAAAUUCUGGGAAAAAAAAAUUCCUAGAAUUUUUUUUUAAUCCCUCGAAGCUCGCACCCACCGAGCCCUGCUUUACAUAGAAACUUGACUCGUUUAUACAAAUAUAUAUCAUAUUUAGGAAUAAUGCAUAGCAUGCAAGUAUUUGUACAUUUAAUGUUGAAAAACAAUUAUCCUGAUAUGCAUAUAUAGAUAAUAUCUUUUCCCAUCUCCCUUUUCCUUCCUCUCUCAAUCGGAUUGUGUUAAAAAUUUGUUGAUAUAGUCUAUUUCAGGUAGCACGUGACAUCAUAGAUGCAGAUAGUAUACUCAGUAGAACUCUUGAGAUUUUGUUGUAGGUACUUUAUUACAAGGGACUUGGUUCCAAAAGAGCCAUUAUCAGUGUCAUAAACUACAUAAGGAGAAAUAUAAAGUUCAAACCUUUGUAUAUCACAAUCAGAAUUAAACAGUAGUUGGCCAUGACCGACUCCUGUUCAGAUCAUGGCGACACGUGACCAAUAGCUUGUGAAGUUUCGAGGGUUAGACCGAGGUUGUAUUUGUAUUCGCACGAGGUUAAUCUAGACAACAACUGUGUUUUAUGAUAAUUAAUGUUUUUGAUGCUUGAUGUGCCAUUGUUGUGAUGAUUUGACUACAAGUCUGUCAUCUGUUGUCUAGAUUAGAUUUUAGGACCAGACAAUGUUUAAUUUGGAUAAGGCAAACCGUGGAUAUAUGUUGUGUUUAGACAAUCUUUCAUUUUGGUUAGAUAGUAAUGAUUGUUUAGGUCAUAAUAGCCACAUGUUUUGAUCAGGUGUGCACCAGCUUUUAUGUGUGCUUUUCUCUUAGUCAAUACUAACAAUUGUGUAGUUUAUAUGCAGUCAUAUCAGAGUUUAUCCAUUCUUGGAAGCUUGUGAGGUUUUCUCUACUGCCGUGUUGCCCCGAAAAUAAUCCCUAGAAUGAUUUUUCAGGAUGCUUAAGAUAUAGCCUUACUCCUUAAAUAAGCCUUAAUGGAAAUUAAGAUCGUCAGCCAGACAGAUGGAUUUCGUUCAUCUGUUGACAGAUGGACCUAUUGAAUUAUGAAGUUAUGAUAUUAAUAAAUAAUGUUAUGAACUGUCACGAUUUUUCAAAAGAAGAUAACCUGAAAAUAAAUGUAGAUUUUUGUUCUUCUAUAAAUGUCGAUUUUCACAUGAAAAAUAAGACAUCUCCUGAAAAUAAUUUCAGAUUAAUAUAUCCCCCCGUUUUAUUUUUGGCGAAACACAGUAUUGUAGAGAUGUUGACAUCUUAGGUCGAGAUGAAGUUAGCAGUGAGACUACAAUGAAGUAUCUCAGUCGAAAGCCACAACAAACUUCUGUUUCGGAGCAUUUUCAUGUGCUCCUGACUUUAUUUGGCAACAGUGGGUGUGGGUUUUUUUCAAGCGCCUUUGCAUCCCGUUUGCAGUGUUGUGCUACACAAGAUGUCAUCCAAAAAAAGUCCGUCCCAUUUGCUUUGAACAAUAUUUACGGACUACUUUCACGUUAGCGCACGCAUUCGACUGUUAACAGUGGUGUGUGAAUUUACGAAACAUGUUUGUUUACAUCAGGUUAUCAUGAUGUGGAAGUUAUUUUUAGCUGCAUUGUGACCACACUUAACUAAUGAACGCUCCUCUUGUGUAUUCAAUAUUAUUUUCGUGCAUUGCUGAUGAAACCUUUCCUGUACGUCCUGCUCGUGAGUUACAUCACUAGACAGCUAGUGUGUGAGCUGUUUGAACAUGACCAUGUCCGUGAUUGAGUCAACUCAUGAACAGACAUAUAAAUAUAUAUUAGAGAUAAACCGCAUUCUAGGAAGGGAAGUAUCACGACAUGCUUUUCGUGUGUAGGAAAUGGCUUCCAGUGCUUUUGAGCUGCUUUGACAGGAGAAACCAAUGAAUCAGCUUUUACAAUGGAGUUUAGGUGAAAAUCUGGUUAGUUAAUAAUAAUAAUAAUAAUAAUAAUAAUAAUAAUAAUAAUAAUAAUAAUAAUAAUAGUGAUUUAUGUAGAGCUUGAUCAUGUUCAUGAAGAAACAUGCACUCAGUUUGGGACAAGAACGAGGCAAGAACAGCAUACGAAGGACAGAAGGAGAAGCAACCAUGUAGACAAUAAAGAACAAAUGUAGAAGACACAGAAGAACCAGUGAACCAACAGUAAGGAUUGAGUGUUGAGAAAAUUGCUAAAGGAAGACGAGCAGGCGGACUAGUCAAUAGACGAGAGAUUAUUUCUUACAAUGGUCAUAGAAUGGGUGGGACACCCGACCUUCUGACUAGAAAACUUGGUGACUCAUUUUUCUCAAAGGGAUCUUGUUGAUGUGACUAUGGGGUUAUUCGGGACAAGGAUCUUGGGAUAUUUUUUCUGGCUGACUGUCUUUGACAAUAACAAUCCUCUUUGAUUUACUAAUAGUAUAAUUAAACACAUUUUUGGACUUUCAAGAACAAUUUGUUGAUGAUAAUUGUUAUUAUUCUUUUAAUGUUUUAUAUAAUUUUAAAGUGUUAUUGAUUGUUUUUUUUACAUAUCUUUUGCCUAUUUUGUUCUUAUGUUCAUUCCUAAUGUUGUUAACAUUUUUUGAACCUCUGCUGAAAGGUGACAGUGACUGAAAAAGUGGUUUCAUGUUUGUGACAGGGAGUCUAGUUUGUAUACCGUGAGUUCUGAGUAGUGUACAAAGUACACUGAAUCGUGUACAUCAUAAUCUAGUACUGAAUCGUGUACAACAUUACAACGAGAACUGAGUUAUUUACAACAGGAAAGAGUACUGUUGAUCUCACAAUAUGAUGAGUGAUGAGUAGUGUACAGCUUACAGUGAGUACUCAGUUAUGUACAUUGUACAACAUGUACUGGGAUGUCUGAAGGUACAGUAGAGUACUAAAGUAUAUACAACAUGCAAUGAGUUAAAUGUUGUCUACAACAUGCAGUAAGUACUGGGUUGUAUAUUGUACAAGUACAAUAAUAUGGAGUUGUGCAAAGUGUGAGUGGCAUGAUGAGUUGUGGAAACUGUAUAUGAGUAUUGAGCAGUGCAAACUGUACAACGAGCAUUGUGUAAAUUGUACAAUGAGUACUGAGUUGUGUGAGCUGUACAAUAAUUAUGGAGAUAAAUAAUGUGUAUAAUGGCUGUUAAGUUGUAUUCAAGUUGAGUUGACAGGUGUACGGGUGUAGUGAGAUUUCGUUUAUUCCAAAAGGAAAAUAUUAUUCGUUUAAACAUAAAAAAGGAGUUUUCCUUCUGAAAGAUAUUUGGUUGUGGCUUUCUCUUGUAACGAGCUGUUUGCUUUGGUUUCCUCAUCUGCUCGUCCACCCCGGGUACCCAUGUCCACUGUGUUCUCUGUGUGCACCAGCUUUUAUGUGUGCUUUUGUCUAUUGGAGAAUUGCUAUUGCUAUUGCUGAUAACUCAGACACAGAAUGCUCUGUGUGCUUGUCAGUCAUGUGCUUAGACUAAUUAAACAUAUAUUUUGCAACAGA
Messenger RNA from Pomacea canaliculata, 9127 nucleotides. RefSeq names its product CAP-Gly domain-containing linker protein 1-like. Gene Ontology annotation, cellular component: cytoplasm; nucleus; microtubule plus-end. Gene Ontology annotation, molecular function: microtubule plus-end binding. NCBI's taxonomy places the organism in Eukaryota, Metazoa, Mollusca, Gastropoda, Architaenioglossa, Ampullariidae. The transcript is spliced from 33 exons. The coding region runs from base 250 to 5319 and encodes 1689 amino acids. Gene Ontology annotation, biological process: cytoplasmic microtubule organization. The record is from RefSeq and is a predicted model, not a curated record.